UUACUCUCAGUCCAAAUCAUGCAGUGAGAGAAGCAGGAGUUCAGGCAGGAGAGGAAACUUUACUUCCUGAGUGUUUUCAGUGUGCAACUUUAUAUUUUUUUCUUCAAAAGGACUCUUUCUCUUUCUCAGUCUUUGGAUUGUUCACCAGGAGGAGAAAGAAAUCCCCUGAUUGCACAGUCGAGAAGGUUUGGAUUGUAUUUUUGUGCGCAGUUUCCGGAUUUUUACUGGGAUUUUUUUCCCCCUUUGAUUUUAUUCUUUAUUUUUUUUUUCAUCGGCAAUCAGUUGUUUUUUCUUCUCCUUCUUCUUCUUCUUCAUCACAGCAUGCAAUAGAGCUUUAAGGCUGAAGUGUGUGUGUUCGUCCGCUGAAGGAGUCGAGCGCCACAGCUCGAGUUCAACACGCCCACUUCCUGAUGAUGACAGUGAACAUGGAUGACGGUCUUCACAAUGGCCCCGGACAACACAGAAACAUGCAAGAUGAUGAGGAGGCUCUCAACUCUAUCAUGAAGGACCUGGCAGCCCUGCGCUGCUGUUACCAGCUCAACAGCAGCGCCAGCCACAAACCCAAAAGCAGGACCUUGAGCUACAGACAGGAUUUGCGCGUCAAGCUGGAGCACGAGCGAGAGAAACGGAUCAUUCCUUUUCAGAGACCUCUGAAGUUCAGGGAGCUUCUGCAGAAAGUCACAGAGGCCUUUGGUCAGCACUUGGACCUUUACUGCACUGACAGAGAGACACUCGUAGCUGUAAAGUGUCAGGAGGAUUUGGACCGAGCCGUGUCGAGUUUGAGCUCCAGUUCAGGAACAAAGGGUGUGCUGAGAGUCGUGCUGAAAACUCCCACUAAUAACCAUUUUCUGCAGGUGAACAGCAGAGAUAAGCACAGUGAGAUGAGGUCGUCUCGGUCUUUGGGAGACCUGAAGGGUUCUUUGCUCAAAGGAUCCGAACGAGUUCGCAAACAUUCCACAGGCUCUCUACACACGGGGAGGAGUUCCCCGCCGCCGGGCAGCGUUCCCGAGGAGCAGCAGCAGAUUGCACGCCAGGGCUCCUACACCAGCAUCCACAGCGAGGGAGAGUUCAUCCCCGAGACGCCAGAUCCCAACGUCAUGGACCCUUUUGGAAGUGCCGAUGGUUCCUUAUCUAGCAGCUGCCAGUCCCUGGACCAAGCUCUGGACAGUCCUCCGUUCUCCCAGAACAACCGCGACAACAAUUACCUGAACCUCAACUACGAUUAUAAAGGCCGACACGGGAAGCAUGGGACUUUCCCCCGGCAGUUCCACUUAACCAAUCGGAGCAAGGACUACAGUGAUGGUCGGAGCACAUUCCCACGCAGCUUCAUGCCCCAGGAGAACCUGUUCCAGCUGGUGCCCUCGAGUCGCACGCGCAGCUACAACGGAGACAGCACGCUGCCGUACGGCGGAGACCUGCGCUCGCUCGGCUGGGGAGAAAAAAAACCCCAGCGCACUGCUGCAAAAUCCCCGCGGGCGCCGGUGAACUGGCGUCAAGGAAAGCUGCUGGGUCGUGGAGCCUUCGGCGAGGUUUACCUCUGCUACGACGCCGACACGGGCCGAGAGCUUGCCGUGAAACAGGUGCCCUUCGACCCCGAUUGCCAAGAGACCAGCAAGGAAGUGAACGCACUAGAAUGCGAGAUCCAGCUCCUGAAGAACCUCCGCCACGAACGCAUCGUACAGUACUACGGCUGCCUCCGCGACCCCGACCGGAGGAAGCUCUCCAUUUUCGUCGAGUUCAUGCCAGGGGGCUCGAUCAAAGACCAGCUAAAGGCGUACGGUGCUCUGACAGAGAAGGUGACGCGCAGAUACACCAGGCAGAUCCUGCAGGGGGUCUUCUACCUGCACAGCAACAUGAUCGUCCACCGAGAUAUCAAAGGCGCUAACAUUCUGAGGGACUCCUCCGGAAAUGUGAAGCUGGGAGACUUUGGCGCCAGCAAACGCAUUCAGACCAUCUGCAUGUCAGGCACCGGCAUUAAAUCGGUCACCGGCACCCCCUACUGGAUGAGUCCGGAGGUGAUCAACGGAGAGGGUUACGGGCGCAAAGCUGACGUUUGGAGUGUGGCCUGCACGGUGGUGGAGAUGCUCACCCAGAAGCCGCCGUGGGCCGAAUACGAAGCGAUGGCGGCCAUCUUUAAAAUCGCCACUCAGCCCACUAAGCCCAACCUGCCCGAGGGCGUAUCGGACGCGUGCCGGGAUUUCCUACGACAGGUCUUUGUGGAGGAGAAAUGGCGCCCCACAGCCGAGGUGCUGCUCAGCCACCCGUUCGUCCAGGGCAGCUUCUGAUUUGCUUCCGAGCCUGAGAUGCCCAGAGACACCCCCUGUGCCGGUCCACUCCUGAUCUGCCCUGUAACAAUCGCAAUCCUGCCUUGGACUGGGGGGGGGGGACUGGCACCCGCUCCAGCCCUAUCCGAAAAAACCUGAUUCAUUAGCAAGGGCUGUGUAUCUCACACACACACACACACACACACACACACACACACCCCGGCAUGGCACUAAGAGACUGUUGUUUACAAGGACAUUUACACACAUUAACAGUGACAUUAAUGUUAUUGGCAUCGCACCAAUAACACACACGGGGAAGGUUCUGAGAUUGGAUUCGUUUUUUUAUUUGAUGUUUUUUAAACCAAACUCGUCCGGUUUCAUCCGCCAUGGAAGAACGGGACCGGACCGGACCCUCUUAGUCAUUAGUUAGUGAUAAUGGCUGAUGAGUUCAAAUCUCAGAGACCGAUCGAGAGCCACGUCUGGGCCGUCUCCCGUCCUGCAGCUUCCUCAGCAAUAUACAUCAGGAUUGGAUCGAUAUCCGAUCAGGAGUAUUUUUUUUUCCUCCAUCUGGAUCGUGUUACACGGAGAUUUAAUAUAUUACUAUAUUACUAUAUGUUAACUCUAUGGCCGAAAGUUUGUGGACAUUUGCGCUUAAGAUUCGUAUGCUCAUAUUUAAACAUUCCACAUUUAGUCUCCAAUUGCUCUUCUAAUAAGCUCCACUCGUCUAAGAUGUUCCGCUAGAUUUUGUGAAGAUUUCUGUGUGAGAUUCGUUCCCAAGGGCGUUUGGUAAAAAAUUAGCACUGAUGCAGGUGAGGUGAGGAGGCCUGGGGUGCAGUAAACAUGCACAACAGGUUUAGGGUCUCCUAGUUCCAUAGGAGGGGUAAAUGUCAUGUUGCCGCACCUAAAGACGUCAUGUACAAGUUUUUGGAAACCGUUUGGGAAAGAAGCACAUAUGGCUGGGAAAGUCGGAUGUCCCAAUACUUUUGGCCAUUGUGUUUACAAUGUUUAAUUAUAGUUUGUCCGAAUUGACCGGUCCGUCAAUGCGACCCGUAGCUCCGCCCCCUUCGACUAGCACUUACCACGUACAGAGCAAUCCGAAUGUAUGGGAAAAAGUGUAUGUAGCAAUCAUGUGUGCAUCUCCGAUCUAUCCGCUGUGAAUCGGUCGUAACCCAUACCUUCACGGGAAAACAAAUUCCGUCCGAAUAGUACUUCGGAUCCAUUUUCGUGUGCUGAGAAAGAAAAAAAACAGUUUAAUCUCCCAUUAAAAGAAGAAAAUGCACAGUAAAUUUCCACACAGAUAUCUUUCAAAAAAUAUGAACUAAUCAGGCAGCAUCAUAACUAGUGGUGCAACAGAUCACAAAACUCACAGUUCGGAUCAGAUUACGGUUCUGGAGUCGUGGAUCGGAUCGUUUUUGGGGAUCGGCAACAACAACAAAAAAAGGGGAGGAGACAAAUCUAAUCUGUUUUGCAUUUAUUUUAAGAAAAAUCACAGCAAGGAACUGCUCCAAUGCACGCGAUUUGAAUGAUACGGACGGCUUUUCAAGCUGUUCUGCUCCUCCUCCCAUUCACGUGAAUUCACGUGAACCACAUGACUGCUCUGCUGCGAAAUGACUUAAUAAGCAGAGAGAAAAACGUCUUUCCUUCUGCGAUCGUCGAAAAACAUAGAUUAAUCGCCAAGUUACAAAAAAACAAGCAAUUAAUCCGCCGCUCCAAACGCCAAACUGCGAUCUGUUGCACCUCCGAUCAUAAUUAAUGGCAAAUUAAUAAUAAAGGGGUUUUAAAAAUUUACAAAAAAAAACAUUUAUGUAUAAUUAUAUUAGCGUCAGAAAAAAUACAAGAGAAAUCUAAUGUAAAUUGGACAUUUAAUCUUAAGAUAAAUAAAAGCCCUCGUCGGAAAGUAUUUUAGCUCGUUUUUAAAUAUUGACCCCUAAAAAAAAUAAGUAAAUCGGAAUUGCAAUGCAAUUGAAUGAAGCAAUUCUAAAGAGACGUAAUUGUGCAGAAGCGUACAUUAUUCUCCAUAUUCUAGUAAGAAUACGAAUUAAAUACAUUUACAAUUUGUGAUAAAAAAUUUUUUUUAGCAAUUAUAAGUGAGAUUUGAGUGAACAGUUCUGUUGGUUUUUUUUUUAAGUGAAACACACACACACACACACACCCAUAAUAGAGCAGUAAAUAUGUAGAGAUUCCUUCGAAAAAAUAUCAGAGGACUCGUUUGAAUAUAUGGUGCAACAUGAGAGGGCUCUCAGCCAUGAAAAACCCAAAUCCAAAUGACCCCCUUUUCCUUUUUUCACCCAAUUGCCCCUAAUUCUGGGGUCAGAAAUUCAUCUGGACUGACCUCUUUCGGAUUCCACACCGGCAUCGCAUCCGGGAGCGACUCGAUCCGGUAAGCUACACUUUGAGUCAUUUUCUUCUCAAGCUCACUGUGUGAUGGUUAGAAUCUAACCAAAGUCAAAAAAAAGAAGAAGGAAAGAAAGAAAGAAAGAAAGAAAGAAAUGCUGCCACAGCGCCGCACUUGUACAAACCACCGAAGUGGUAAAUCCAUAGGAAAUCCUCUUCCCUGAGAGUCCACACUGCGCUUUCAGCAAUCGGAAUUCUUUCAUUGUAUGACGUUUUUCGCGUCUUUAUUACGCGUCUCUUCACAAUUUUGACGGAUAAUCAGAGAUCUGAAAGAAACUUAUUUUUCUAAAUAUAGUACGUGUCAGAGUUUUUUUUUCUCUUCAAUAUCCUGCUGUUUGUAUUGUUUUAAAAAAGAAAAUCUGGCUUCGAAGCAAUAGUACAGAAGAACGCUGCCUGUAUGAUCGACAUUCUCCACAGGUUCAGCUGGUUAUUUAGACCCGAGUGUAUUCUUGAUCACCCGAAACAACCAAAGAGCACAUUCUACUUACAGUAUGCAGCUAUACAGUAUGUGGAGGUUACGUGUUUAUACUUUUUCUUUUUUUUUUCGUCAUACUUUUUACUGUAAUAGUUCAUAUGCAGUGCUAUAGGAUGCAACCUGUGGUUCCAAAUAAGACCAAAUGAUGCUGUUAUCGUUCUAUUGAUUGUUAUUACCAAGUCUAUUACCUGGUUUAAAAAAAAGAAGAUAAAAAAGACUUGAUUUCACGAUCGAUUGUGAAGUGCUUGGACCCCUAAAUCACUGCCUUCACCUCGAUCUUUACGCUCGGGUUUUUAUGUUUUAAACUCGUCCAAAUGAGAUUCGCAUAAAACGUUCACACAACUCCUUUCACAGAAUUUGAGAAAAAAAUACUUCGCUUGAAAUGAAAUCCUCGAAUGAAGAUUCCGCCUUCAGUGUUUUGUGAUGAACAGAUUUAUAUUUUCUAUACAGAAACACGAACUUCCUUGAGUUUAUCGAUCACCACGACUCGUGCCUUCUCCAUAGGACCUUUUUUUUAAUGGAAAUGACCACAAUUAUUGUUGAAUACUUGUUAAAAAUCGUGUGUGAUGCUGUAUUUUUGACAUACAGACUUGUUAAGGUGAUAAAGAUUGUAUUGUAAGUGCAGCGCUUACAGGAAGCUACACACCUUUUUAGAAUCAUAAAUGCCUCAGAUUGAUGUUCAGGAAAUUUAGCGUAAAUGUUCUUUAAGGUUAAAUCUGUCGUGGGAAUUCGUUCGCAAAAUGAUAGCAGCAGUUUGUACAGUACGUUUUUAGAGGCGUUGCCUGUGAGGUAAAUUACAACUGAAAUGAAAACAUAAAACAAUCUCUAACUAUCCAGUGCCCCUGUGCUGAACUAUACAGAAAUAACGGGUUUUCUUUUUGUAGAUGAACUUCCUAGUAAGUCAGAUUUGACAUACAGAUAGGACAAAUGCAAACUUGUAAUAAAUAUUUUUCAAAUCCAUUGAAUAGAAAUAUGAAUUCUAAACAUUAUAUAUUUUUAUGAGGUAUACUUUCACCUCGUAUUGUUUGUGAGGUAAAAUUGUAAUUAAAAACAUUAGCAUGACUUCACCUCCUCCCCAAACCAACCCUCAAACCCUGUGCUGAAAUUCUGUAUUCCUACUGAAUUCUCUUUCUCUAUAGCAACUUCCUGAGUAAUAGAGGCAGAUCUGAUUUUUAGAGGUUUGAGGGCGGUGCUAAGGCCAGAAAAACUUUAACAAAAUUCUUCUAAUCCAUUAGAUAGAAAUCAGAAUUUUGAGGUCAGUUCCAGUUGCAAUGAAAGCAUUAGCAAGACGUCUUAUCCCUGAAUCAAACCCCAACCCGAUGUGCUGAAACUCUAUAUACAUAGUUUUCUUUUUAGUAGGUAGUUUUUAAAUAAUAAUGGCAAAUUUGAUACGAUUGAAAUUUUGGGGGUUGGAGGCGGGGCUAAGGCCAGAAAAUUUAAACUUUAAAUCAAAACUAUCCAAAUCCAUUACAUAGAUAAAAGAAAAUAAAACACAGCAUCGGCAAAAUUUGGUUUCCUCCCCAAACCAACCAGGAACUUAUAUGAACUUCUUAUGUAACAGUGGCAUGAUCUGAUUUCUUUUUACUGUAUUAGAUUUUUCUUGGGGGCAGAGCUAAACCCAGACAAGCAGCCAAAUCCAUUGCAUAGAAAUAAUUUUCUAAAAUAUAUCUUGCUGAUGUAGAAGCACAUUUAUUUAAAAAGAAACCCCAGAUACUCCGAUGCCAUACAGCAUCACUAGCGCACACGUCUGUGCCUUACACACGCCGAGACAAAAUAACCGUACAAGUUGAGGUUUGCUUUAGAAAACAGUGUUAAAGAUCUGUCACGUACACCACCAGAAAAUCCGAUCCGAACUUGAUUUAAAGGGUGUAGGUUUUCUGUAAGCACUGUACAGAUUGUACUGCACUUUUUUUUGUUUUUUUAACAAGAUGUUUUUAUUAUAUUCCAAAUACUUUAUUCACGAUAUUACUGAAAACUUGUAGAGCUGGAUUGUUGUUUUUUUGCUGAGUACAUGAUGAAAUGACCUCCGAGGUUUUUGAAAGAGGCGAUAGAAGAGUAAACUAUUGCCUUUAUGAUAAAACCCAGAACACAUUUAUUCUAAAAGUGAUUUUGUACAUUGAAAUAAAAUAAAGGAAAAGUUUUGAAGUA
This is a messenger RNA of Silurus meridionalis, 7281 nucleotides long. It is a transcript of the gene map3k22, whose product is annotated as mitogen-activated protein kinase kinase kinase 22. Gene Ontology annotation, molecular function: protein kinase activity; ATP binding; protein binding. The transcript has 18 exons. The coding region runs from base 411 to 2285 and encodes 624 amino acids. Gene Ontology annotation, biological process: protein phosphorylation. NCBI's taxonomy places the organism in Eukaryota, Metazoa, Chordata, Actinopteri, Siluriformes, Siluridae. The record is from RefSeq and is a predicted model, not a curated record.